This is a messenger RNA of Owenia fusiformis, 348 nucleotides long. The record is from the annotation of a GenBank genome assembly. NCBI's taxonomy places the organism in Eukaryota, Metazoa, Annelida, Polychaeta, Sabellida, Oweniidae.
CCCCCAGCUGCCAAACAUUGUUGAUGUCUGUUGACCCAGUCUCUGAAGACAGCCUGAAAUCCCCCUUAGGUCUACCUUUCCGUGGCUUAUCUGAGAGAGUUUUACGCUUUCCACUUUUGAAGCCAUUAUACCACCUCCACAAUAAUAAAAUAAUAAUAAUCACCAAAUGCACCUUUGACAAUGUCAUAUGUCUCUUUAAGGGUUUUUCCAUUGUUCACCAUGCAUUCAAUAAGGUUUCUGUGUUUCCAUUUUUGAAGUUUACUUGGUGUAAACGUAUCAGUCAUUGUCCAUUAGCAGAAAGAGAAAAUUAACUUGAUACAAAAUGGCUGCCAGAAUUCACAAGUUCUC